AUGGACAAACCUCACGAGCAGCGGCGCUGGGGCUCAACCCUCGCCAACCCCAACACGCCGUGUUUAACCUCAAGCGAGGCGGCCUACCUUGCGCGUUUGUUUCGCACGUUGGAUGGCCGCAAAGACGAGGCCGCUGCUUCGUUAACGACUUCUCCACUUCCUUCUUUAUCCUCCUUUUCAUCGUCGGCGUCGUCGGGGGAAUUAAUAACGGCGGAAGAAGCGACGCGGCUUUCCGCGGAGUUGUGGGCGGCGUGCGCGGGGGAUGGUCUUUCCUGCCCACUCGCCAUCUUCAACGCCGCCUAUCAGCUCCGGCGAGAACUUCACCUAAAUAAUACUACUACUAAUAAUAACGAAGACGAAAAAAAGGCGAUAAAGAGCCUUGGAGAAGGGGAAAAUGCGAGGAAGAAAAAUAAAAAGAGGGGAAUUCACUAUUCCCACGCCUACCAACUGCUCUUACGAUAUCACAUCCUACGGCAGCGCGCAGGAAAUGAGGAAAAAAAAGAAAAAGACCCCGUGAAACAAAGUUGUGAAAGUUGCCAAAUAAUGGAGCUUUUCUUUCAGACGCUUUUGGUGGAUAGCGUGGCGGAUGCGAACGAAACUGCGGCGCCGGGCCGCAUAAACGACGCCAACGACAGGGCGCUUCUUUUGUUGGAAGGAUUGCGGGAGUGGACAGUCCUCGCGGCGGCGAUUACUCCGGUUAAAGCCCAUCCCAGCAGCGACGCGGCCGCAUUUCCCAUUCUCGCGUGGUUGUUGGGAUCCUCGGACGGGGAGCGGUGGAAUCCGUCGAGUUCGAACGGCCAAAAGCCGCAUAAAAGCCCUUGUCGGCCCCCGAGUUCCCCUUUUCUUCCCGUGGAAGUGCUGGGGAUGGCGCGAUUUGGUGUUGCGCGGGUUUUACCCACGCCAAAGGCGACGGAGGGGUUGAUGUUGUUUUGGCAGCUCCUUUUGCCGCCCAGCGGGGGCGACGCGUUUGUCCAGGCGGCUUCGAAACUACGGCGCAAACUCGCGCACGAUCGCCAUCACCGCCGCCGCGAGGGCGGAUUCUCCGCCGACAUUCCGUCGAAUUCCCCUCCUCGCGGCGAGACGGAGGACGAGAAGGCCGCAAUUUGGGAAGAAAAGGCGCGCUUGGAUUCGUUCGUGUGCGCUUUGCUAUCGGAGGAGGAGGCGGAGACCCUCCACGACGCCUAUGGUUUGGAUAAUCCGCGGGAAAGUCUGGGACCUAAAGAGGCGGCGACGACGUACGCCGUCUGCACGUGGCUGCGCGAAAACGCCGCGGAUCGAAACUUGAGGCACCCACAAGAGUAUAUUCACGCGCUAUCGGAAAUAAACACCAUGUUGGACGAAGUUUUUUCAACUACGGAAAAAGGAUCGCUUCUUCUCUCGCCCUGCACGGUUCACCUCAAUGUCAACGUAAAGCUCAACCCACGGCUUUUCCAUUACCAAACAAUUCCCUUUGCGGUGUGGAUUGCAUUUGAUAUGCUGGAAUCCCUCCGCGAACUUCGCGCGGUGGAAAGGGAAAGAACGAGUAUCGAAUCGUCUAAUUGGCAUCUCCACACCCUCGAGGCGAUUGAAUGUCUCCAAACUCUACUUCUUCUUGCGGAUGGCUCUCCCACCGCGUGUGUUCAACGCAAUACCAAAAAAAAAUCGGACGCGACUGCCAAAAAUUCCCUUCAAAUGUUGUGGUAUGUGAUCUUGAAAGAAGCCUGCGAGGGGAGUUUCGCCAGUCCGAACCGCUCUUCAAGCCUCCUUCUCUCGAGUUCGGCCCACAAUGAUUCCGAUGAGGUGGGAGAAAUAGCAAAAUAUAUCCACAACAAUAAAUGUGUGGGAAAUGGAAUAAAUUUAGAGAAAAAAAACUCCCUAAAAGGCUCAUCGAGCAGCAUCAGCGGGGGCUGUGCGGUGUUAUCGCGGCUUGUUCUCCCGCAGUAUCGACCCGCACUGUGGCGUCGGCCCACCGUCAAUUUAUUUGUCGAUUUGCUUCAUCAAUGGGGCGAAAGCGGCGAGCUUCGGCGGGUUUUUUAUCACAUACAAAAACGAGAAUCCAAGCUCAUGAACGAGGCGUGGCGUUGGAUUCAAAACAAUCCGGAAGGCGGUGAAGAGGACAAAGAAAAAGAAGGGGAAGUGACCACGGAGGACGCGCCAUCCAUUUCAGUACCGAAAAAGCAGUGGAAAGGUUCUUCCUCCUCGUCUUCUUCGCGGCUUCACUCCCGUCAUCGCUACGUUCCUGCACUCACGCUACGUUCUUGCGAGAUUAUUCUCUCCCAUUGCGGGAAUUUCACCGAUCAUCGUCCAAACCCCAAUGAAAAUCACGACAAUGGCCCCUUCUCCAACGCGCAAACCGCCCAUGAGGUGGUUCAGUACAUGUUGUUCCUGUUAAGAUGGCUGAAGUUUCGCCAGGGGGAAUUCAAAAACGAGCGGAACCCAAAACUCAUCGCUGAAGUUCCGCAUAAUCACAACGAACGAGACGAAGAAUUUGUGGCGAAGUGGCUUCGGCGUAUUCAACAGGAAUACAUCCCCAAAUUAUCAAACCAGACGUCGCUUUGA
Molecule: messenger RNA, 2538 nt
Organism: Phytomonas sp. Hart1
Lineage: Eukaryota; Euglenozoa; Kinetoplastea; Trypanosomatida; Trypanosomatidae
Source: the annotation of a GenBank genome assembly